Salvia hispanica is the source of this 2253-nucleotide messenger RNA. Its product is annotated as transmembrane 9 superfamily member 8-like. Gene Ontology annotation, biological process: protein localization to membrane. Gene Ontology annotation, cellular component: membrane. The record is from RefSeq and is a predicted model, not a curated record. NCBI's taxonomy places the organism in Eukaryota, Viridiplantae, Streptophyta, Magnoliopsida, Lamiales, Lamiaceae.
CCGUGCAAUUCAAUCCUUGAGAGAGAUUUAUUUGCUGAGGAGGCGCAGUGGAUCUGGGCUAUCUGAGAUUUUGAGAGAAAGAUGGGGGUGGACGCGAUUUUGAUUAGGAUGUGCUUCGCGCUCCUCCUCAACGCCGCCCAGUCCUUCUACCUCCCCGGCGUCGCUCCCCAGGAUUUUCAGAAGGGCGAUCUUCUGAAAGUUAAAGUGAAUAAAUUGGCCUCUGUAAAAACUCAACUUCCUUAUGCCUACUAUUCCCUUCCUUAUUGUAAACCAAAGAAAAUUGAGGACAGUGCCGAGAAUCUUGGGGAAGUUCUUCGUGGUGAUCGCAUUGAGAACUCCCCUUAUGAGUUUAAGAUGCGAGAACCACAGAUGUGCAAUGUUGUUUGUCGUGUUACACUAAGCGACAAAGAGGUAAAAGAUUUCAAAGAAAAGAUUGAUGAUGAAUAUCGAGUGAACAUGAUUUUGGAUAAUCUCCCCCUGGUUGUGCCUUUUAAGAGACCCGAUACAGAUACCCUGGUUUAUCAGCAUGGUUUUCCAGUUGGUUUUAAAGCUCAAUAUGCUGGUAGUAAAGAGGAGAGAUAUUUUAUCAACAAUCACUUGGCAUUUACUGUGAGGUAUCACAAGGAUGAAGAAACUGAUGCUGCAAGGAUUGUGGGUUUUGAAGCCCAACAUUUUAGUAUUAAGCAUGGAUAUGAUGGUAAAUGGGAUGACAGUAAAACACGACUGACAACAUGUGAUCCUCAUGCAAAACACACAGUAACUAACUCCAACACUCCACAUGUGGUUGACGAUAAGGAAAUCAUAUUUACUUAUGAUGUGGAGUUUCAGGAAAGUGAAGUCAAGUGGGCUUCUAGAUGGGAUACCUAUCUUUACAUGGCUGAUGAUCAAAUCCAUUGGUUCUCUAUUGUCAAUUCUUUGAUGAUUGUUCUCUUUCUCUCGGGAAUGGUGGCUAUGAUUAUGCUGCGGACUCUUUAUCGUGACAUCUCUAGGUACAACCAGUUGGAGACUCAAGAAGAAGCUCAAGAAGAGACUGGGUGGAAAUUAGUUCAUGGAGAUGUUUUCAGGCCUCCAACGAAAUCAGAUUUGCUCUGUGUUUAUGUUGGUACUGGGGUUCAGUUUCUCGGGAUGAUACUGGUGACAAUGAUUUUUGCAGCACUGGGCUUCCUAUCCCCCUCUAACCGAGGAGGGCUGAUGACAGCGAUGCUUCUUCUUUGGGUGUUAAUGGGAAUUUUUGCAGGAUAUACCUCUGCCCGUCUCUACAAGAUGUUCAAAGGAGCAGAGUGGAAGAAAAUUACUCUGCAAACGGCUUUUAUGUUCCCUGGAAUUGUCUUUGCUAUUUUCUUCGUUCUGAAUACGCUGAUUUGGGGCGAGAAAUCCUCAGGAGCUGUGCCAUUUGGUACUAUGUUUGUAUUGGUGCUCAUGUGGUUUGGAAUUUCAGUUCCACUUGUGUUUGUAGGUAGCUACAUAGGCUUUAGAAAGCCAGCCAUUGAGGCUCCAGUGAAAACCAAUAAAAUUCCAAGGCAGAUACCCGAGCAGGCCUGGUACAUGAACCCAUUCUUCUCUAUCUUAAUUGGAGGCAUCCUCCCGUUUGGUGCAGUAUUCAUCGAGCUGUUCUUCAUCCUGACCUCUAUAUGGCUGCAGCAGUUUUACUACAUUUUUGGUUUCCUUUUCCUCGUGUUCCUCAUCUUGAUUGUGACCUGUGCUGAGAUCACUGUCGUGCUAUGCUAUUUCCAACUGUGCAGCGAGGACUACUUGUGGUGGUGGAGAUCUUACCUUACGUCAGGUUCCUCAGCUUUAUACCUAUUCCUCUAUGCGGCGUUCUACUUCUUCACAAAGCUCAACAUAACAAAACCUGUCUCGGGCAUCCUGUACUUUGGCUAUAUGUUGAUUGGUUCAUAUGCGUUCUUCGUGUUGACUGGUACGAUUGGUUUCUACGCCUGCUUCUGGUUCACGAGACUCAUCUACUCAUCGGUCAAGAUAGACUAGAUCACUUUCUUCUGGCUUCUCAUAUUAUAGUGAUUAUAGUUUGACGACAUUGUUUUUCAUACUAGCUGUGUUGAUUGAAUCUGUAAUAUUAUUCUCGGUUUGUGUAUUCAUUUUUGGAUGAUUUUGGAGCAAUUCUUGUAGUUUUAUUACGUGGAUACUUUAGCAAGAUUGAUUUGAGUAAAAGAUGUAAGAUCCAGAGAAUUUGCAGUCGAAACUGCAGAGCCAUAAUGAAAAGCCGCAGUAUAUAGUCAUAUUUUUUCCUAUUAA